AUUGACUUCAUCGUCACUUCUCCAGCUUCCUCCUCCAUCCACCACUCCAUCCCCCCCAAUUGCCCACCAUGGCGUCUCGCGAAGCUCGAUUCCACAAACAGGUCCUGAUCGACACCACCCCCCUCCCGGACCACAUCCCCAAGGUCAAGGAGAUCGGAGCCAGCUCGGCCCCGUUGAUGAGCGCGUCGUUCUUCAUCGGCGCAAGAUGCAGGGCAUAUAAUGAUGACUAUAUGCAGUGUAAGACGGAGGCGCAUGGGACGGGGGAGGUGGAUUGCAUGCGCGAGGGGAGGAAGGUCACGCGGUGUGCGGCGAGCGUGAUCGACGAUAUCAAUAAGCACUGCCUCCAACAAUUCCGCGCCCACUGGCAAUGUCUCGAGGACAACAAUCAACAAAUGUGGAACUGCCGCACCGCCGAACGCCCGUUCAACAAGUGCGUGUUCGACAACCUCAAACUGGAAAAAGUCAUCCCCGGCACCCCCCCGAAUGUCGUCCCGGUGCACCAGAGGAGAAAGCAGAUUUUCGCAGAUAACGAUCAGUCGAAGGAUUUGGUGUUUCCGACGACGAAGGCAAAGACGGCGGAUACGAAGGCGACGGCAUAAGGAAGGGGUGGAGGGAAACGUGGAGGAGAUUCGGAAAAUCAAGCCGUGGGAAGAAGCAGUCUGUACGUGGCUUUAGGAAGGUUGCAGAGAGCAGACGGGUCUGGAGAUCUUGUAUGAAUAUUUCUAGACGUGGGAUCUACCAAGAUCCAGAACCGACUACAGCGAGGUCGUGGAACAUAAUCGCUGCUUCCAAAUAAGCAAUUCAUAAACGAAACGCCCAAACCACCCAUCAACCUAACCCAAACCAAUACCUCCACCCCUAAAGAAAAUCUUAUCCCUCCUCCUCCUCCCAUCCCACUAACCGCCGCUCCGUCAACCCCCUUAUCCUCUCCCCCAACCCGUCCCUCCCAUAC
Eremomyces bilateralis CBS 781.70 is the source of this 952-nucleotide messenger RNA. Its product is annotated as NADH-ubiquinone oxidoreductase-like protein 20.8 kDa subunit. Lineage: Eukaryota; Fungi; Ascomycota; Dothideomycetes; Eremomycetales; Eremomycetaceae. The record is from RefSeq and is a predicted model, not a curated record. Bases 69 to 599 code for a protein of 176 amino acids. Gene Ontology annotation, biological process: mitochondrial electron transport, NADH to ubiquinone. The transcript has 4 exons.